Cladophialophora immunda is the source of this 1112-nucleotide messenger RNA. RefSeq lists its product as uncharacterized. Lineage: Eukaryota; Fungi; Ascomycota; Eurotiomycetes; Chaetothyriales; Herpotrichiellaceae. The transcript is spliced from 2 exons. Bases 117 to 893 code for a protein of 258 amino acids. The record is from RefSeq and is a predicted model, not a curated record.
UUCCACUCAGACUGCGGCAGGCAUUGCUCGUCGAGAUUCAAAUCAGCAUUGCCAGCAUCCUGCAGAGCCGGUCUCGUUCCGUAUCUCUCCCCGAUCUCUGGUCGUGACUCUCGAAGAUGGCCGAUCCACUCACCUAUCCCAAGACCAAGAGCACCACGGUCAACCGCUACAACACUAGAGCCACAUACGACGUCAAGGCCAUUCAUUCCAUCGUCAACGAAAGCUCGGUGCUCCACGUCUCCUUUGCUCCCGAUGGCGAGGAUCCAUUCCCGGCCAUUCUACCCAUGAUCGGGACAAUGGGGUCCUACGACUACCCGAGCGCUGGUAUCGACGAGCCGCUAGACUGCUACCUGCACGGCUACGUCAGCUCGCGUAUCAUGAGACUGGCCACAUCUUCGCCCCAGGGUUUGCCCGUCAGUAUUGCUGCCUCGAAGGUCGACGGGCUUGUUCUCGCCCUCACGCCCAACGCAAACAGCUACAACUAUCGGAGUGCCAUUUUGCACGGAUAUGCCAGCAUUGUGGAGACAACAGAAGAGAAACUGUGGGCCAUGGAGCUGAUCACGAACUCUGUCGUUCCAGACAGGUGGAGGAACUCUCGGGUACCACCGGACAACGCAGAGAUGCAGUCCACGAAAAUCCUAAAGGUCAAGGUCACUGCAGCAAGCGGCAAGACAAGGGAGGGGGGGCCGCAUGAUGAGGCGAAGGACACUACACGAGAGGAAGUGACAUCCAAAACCUGGGUGGGAGUGGUUCCCGUCAUGGAGAAGUUUUGCGACCCGAUACCAGCAGCACAGAACAAAGUGGACGAGCUUCCCAACUACAUCGCAGAUUAUGUUGCAGAAGCGAACGCUAAGGCUGAAGCGUACGCCUUGAAUGCAGCUCGGCUGCCAUGAGAGGGGUGGCUCUCUGAGAAGGAAGACGGAGCAGUGUUGGCGUUGCUAGAGGCUGCUCCACAUCCAGCACCGUUUCAUCUUUGAUAGUAUGAGAACUACAGAUGCUAGGAGCACUUCUAUGCAAAGUCACCGUGGAACCGAAGGCGCGGUCAGUGGAGACGAUACUAGUCUCCUUCUCAGUCGAUCACUAGACAGAAGAACGUGGAAUAUCAAUUGUGC